Molecule: messenger RNA, 3086 nt
Organism: Pecten maximus
Lineage: Eukaryota; Metazoa; Mollusca; Bivalvia; Pectinida; Pectinidae
Product: microfibril-associated glycoprotein 4-like
Exons: 3
Coding region: 21-1115 (364 amino acids)
Source: RefSeq, a predicted model, not a curated record
GGAACUAAGAGCUGCUCGCUAUGGAGGAGAAAUAUCUCUUUUGGGUUUUGAGUUUUUUUCUUUUACCUGCGAUUGGAGCGGAGUUUCGCCAGGCUACUUUCACGGUUAGAGGUGAUUGUGCGGACUCUGGUUUCCACUCUGAAGACAUCUCGGCUUUAAUCCCUAAUCAUGAUAUGAUGGAAUGUAUAAUAGCUUGUAUGGAAGAUCCUUAUUGUCACAGCUUGGCUGAGGUAGAGUCUGACCACACGUGUACUCACAGUAACAUUAGCUUGUCUUCUACCUGUGAUCCCAGCCAGUCCGUACAGGGCUCGAAAAUUCUGGAAAAGAGAGAAAAUACAUUGACCUGUUUGAACGGUGGGACAUUAGUCAAUGAUACAUGUCUCUGCGAAGGUGGAUACGUUGGGCUGACUUGCGACCAUUUUGCUACAGAUUGUGCAGAAAUGGGACAGUACCCUUACUAUGCAGGUAUGGAAGGGUAUUUCCAGAUACAGCCAGCUCUCUCGCCCACCCCCAUCACUGUGUUCUGUAGUCUGGACUCUUCCUAUCCAAUGCCACGCCUUUACAUACAGCGACACUUUUCAAAGUCAGUUGUCUUCAACAAAUCCUGGUCAGAAUAUGCCGAAGGAUUCUCUUUCGAUGACACCAAUAUGUGGUUGGGGAACACACAUCAGAGCUCCAUAACUAGAUCUUAUACGGACUACAACCUCAUAGUAGAGUUGGCGGGAUAUCAGUGGAAUUCGGUAAAGCAGAGGGCUUACCAAGGCUUUAGAGUUGAGGACGAAACAAAUAACUUCAUCAUGACAUUUCAGACUUCUAGUCCCUACACUUUCCCAGACGCCGGUGAUUCAUUGGUACAUGUAAAUGGUUCAAAUUUUACAACAUUUGAUCGUGAUCUGGACGGAAUAGCCGGUUCUCAUUGCGGUGUUCUACGAAACUGCGGCUUCUGGUUCACCGCUGGAAACAAGUGUGGUCAAAGCAGUCCAAACGGAUUACUCAUACAGAAUGUGAUUGAGGAGCGGCUGUUCAUUGAAGAUGAAGUAUUCUGGACUUACGAUAUGGGGAUUUGGUCUCCAUGGUAUGUCCAGAUGUACUUGGAAAGGCCUAUAUAUAGCUAGUUAUAUUUAUUGAGUGAUGAACUAAGUGGUGUUAUAUUCUGAGACGACGAUGGAAGUGAUAUUGUAUUAAAGUUAAACCUGUGUUGAAUUUGAAUUAACGUGCAGGUAUCUUAUUGGAUUGACACCGAAAGGGAAAUUAUGGAACGGGGGUUAGAAUAGAUCGAAGAACGCUUUCGGCAAAGCCGUGCAAGAUCGGUUUUCAAAAUCGACCUGAUACAUAAUUGGUCAGAAUUGGAAGCCGUUAGACCGGUUCGAUCAGGCUGCAAAACUACGUCAAACUGUAUCGCAGUAAAUGCAGUAAUUUUUGUGAUUGGUCAGAACUUUUCCCCAAAUUAUAAAGUUAGACCGAUUGAAUUAGACAAACAAAUUUAAAGACAGACUGACCAGGUGUUGAAGGUUUAUAGUAUGAUGGUAUUUAUAUAAGCAGAUCGAGACAUUCCUUGAAAAAAAUUGUGUUUUUAUAAUUUAAUAUUCUGUCGUAAAUAUGCAUUUGCAUUUCUGUCAAACACAAUAUGUCAAUAAUCUUGGCAUUAUUUCAGCAUUGAUUUUGUAAAUUAAAUUAAUUCAAAUUUAUAAUUUUGUAAGAAUUUUUCUAGACAAAGCCAACGAAAUUCCAUUUACAGUUUAACACCACAAUGAUUCAUUGUCACGUGACCAGAGGCUAAUAAAAGUAAUUAAAUGAACGGUAAUCUGGACAUCCUCGAAACCCUAUCGACUGUCGUGGUAUAGCGAGAGUAUAACAAGGGGAAGUAACUAUGAUAGAUCAGAAUGCAAUCUGGGUAGAAGCACUUGUUCACUAUGGAAUUGAACAUAUUUUGUUCUGCUGUAAAAAGCAUAAGGCAUAACUGUUAACUCAAAAACAUAGGUCGAGCUUUAGGUGAGGUUGAAUAAAAUCAUAAAUACGUUCAAUUCAAUAUUCAACUUUAUAAGAACUUUUAUAAUGGAAAAUGUAAUUCGAUGGCUAAAUAUAUAGAGAUGUAAAAAAGAAUUAUCUCGACAUGCAGUCAUAAUGAUAUCGCCCCUUUUAGCAAUGAUUAAUACAAUGUCAAUCCGAGGCCUUGAUUAUGAUUUCUUCCCAAUGGGGACCCGUCGGCACAUUUUGUAAAGUACAAAAUAUUUUCUCGCUUACGGAAAUUGCCGACGGUUUCUUUCUAGAACAGUUAUCUCCCUUUACUCUACAGAAAGCGUAUUGCUAUGGACUGUCCGAUGGACAAUGAUAUGUGGUUUUUGAGCACUAUAUUGACAUUAUGUAAACGUGUGUCAAGCAUGCAAAAUCAGCUUUCGUCACAACACGAACAAUUAUUUUAAAUUCUGUUCAAGACUCGUCGUUUGAAACAGGACAACUUAACUUCCCGGAAAUCAUUUUAAACGAAUAACUAGGUUAUUAUCACAAACGAAAUGUUUCAAGUACAUUUAUUUGUUUGCAGUUUGACGUACAUACACUGUAAUGUACAUGUAAAUACCAUCUGAGGUAGCGUAGAUUUCGACUGACUUUUUGAGGAAAAAAGAAUUUCUGAAAAUCUUCUUACACAUAUCUGACAAACUUAACCAAUAUAUAAUCAUAUUCGUGCUGAAUUGACAAGCCAUGUUAGAACUUCUUUCCCUUAAAGAUGCAUUAUCCCAUAUACGAUAUAUUAUCGUGAUAACAUACUACAAUACAAUACGCCAUAAAAUUAAACAUUAACCCAUUCCAUUAUAAUAAUUAUACACAUCAAAAACACCUUUCAUAGAUGUACAGGAGAUAAAAUAAUUUGAUAAUUUCUCAAUUUAGAUAAUCUUCUAUAUUAUCUGAUGUUAAUCGAACAUGUUGUAAAUGAUCGAAUAGAGAAAAUUAGAGAAUACAUGUAUCUGAUUUACAUAUUUAACUUGCUCAUUUAAAUAUGAUGCAAGAUUUGUGUAUAGUAACGUCUAAAAUACUGUUCUUAAGGUUUGUUCUAGCCCACUAUCCUCCUUCCAAUGUUCUUUGAUCUG